CGUUGGAAGUCUAAAAGUCGUCAGCGAAAGUGUUUGUAAUAUCAAAGAUUAAUUUGAUAUAAAACAGCCAUGUCUCUCUAUGAGGACUUCCUCCUGUGCAACUUUCCGAAAUGUCGGACAAAGCUGAGUGGCUUCGCAUGGGUGACCGCAUGUUCGCACGCAUUCUGCGACCAGCAUGGAUCAGCGGAGUUCAGUCGCUCACCCGCCAUCUGUCCUGCCUGUUCGUCUGCACUCUCUGGGAAACUGGAUAUUGUACGCACUGAGUUGUCGCCCUCUGAGGAGUACAAAGCUAUGGUCCUGGCUGGCCUGCGGCCCGAGACCGUGCUGGACAUUAGUGCUCGUGCCCUUGCAUUCUGGACAUACCAGGUGCACCAGGAGCGGCUGUUCCAGGAGUACAGCUUGUCCCGAGCAGAGGGUCAGCUGAAGCAGGCUGAGAAGUUGCUGACUCAGCAGAACCAGAGCAGGGAGCUGGAGCUAAGUGCCAUGAGGGAAGAGAUCUCCUCGCUGAAGAAGGUGAUGGAAGAAUACAAGAGGAAGUACAGUGAGGUGUCAGAGAGGCUGAUGGAGAGGAACAGACAGUACCAGAAACUGCAGGGCCUCUAUGACUCUCUUCGACUGAGAAAUAUGCUGGGGGAGAGAGAGGGAAGCAGACAGGGGCCUCUUGAAUUUGGCACAGGUCUGGGGGCACAGCAUUCACCCUGGAACAGUCCACAGUUCCUGGGUGUAGGAACUGAAGGGGAGAGGAUUUUCUCUGCGCUGGACCCCGACUUAUCCAAGAACUUCUUCCAGUUUGGCUCCCCAUGUAGAGAUCGCAGCCGUACUUUUGUGAGGAAGCACUGA
Molecule: messenger RNA, 840 nt
Organism: Scleropages formosus (Asian bonytongue)
Lineage: Eukaryota; Metazoa; Chordata; Actinopteri; Osteoglossiformes; Osteoglossidae
Product: E3 ubiquitin-protein ligase CCNB1IP1-like
Exons: 5
Coding region: 70-840 (256 amino acids)
Biological process (GO): reciprocal meiotic recombination
Cellular component (GO): synaptonemal complex
Molecular function (GO): ubiquitin protein ligase activity
Source: RefSeq, a predicted model, not a curated record